This is a messenger RNA of Synchiropus splendidus (mandarinfish), 1718 nucleotides long. RefSeq names its product actin binding transcription modulator (gene abitram). The coding region runs from base 65 to 628 and encodes 187 amino acids. Gene Ontology annotation, molecular function: actin monomer binding; actin filament binding. The transcript is spliced from 6 exons. Gene Ontology annotation, cellular component: filopodium tip; lamellipodium; dendrite. The record is from RefSeq and is a predicted model, not a curated record. NCBI's taxonomy places the organism in Eukaryota, Metazoa, Chordata, Actinopteri, Syngnathiformes, Callionymidae. Gene Ontology annotation, biological process: dendrite morphogenesis; regulation of filopodium assembly; regulation of actin filament polymerization.
UACUGUCCGGAGUCUGUGAGGACGAACUGUCACCACAAUUGUUACAACUUUAAAAGAAACAUAAAUGCGAGAUGAUUUGAUGGACGACGUGGAGCAGCAAGACUCGGAACCAAUUGCACCUUCAGUCAUUGACAGAUAUUACACACGAUGGUACCGAACCGAUCUGAAGGGGAAGGAGUGUGAAGACUACUGCAUCCUGCAACACUCAAACAGGAUAUGUGUCCUCACUCUCGCAGAGACUCACCCGGUUCUUCAAAACGGGCGAUCCAUCAAGACCAUCAACUACCAGAUCAGCAAUGGCUGCAGUCGGCUCAAUAACAGAGUGUCUGGAAAGUCCAAACGGGGCGGACAGUUCCUCACAGAUUUUGCACCAGUGUGCCGGAUAACAUGCACCGAUGACACCGAAUACACCGUUUACAGCUGCAUUAGGGGUCGUCUUCUCGAGGUCAACGAGAACAUUUUGGAGCGGCCGGCUCUCUUGCUGGAGAAGCCGUCCACCGAAGGAUACAUCGCCGUCAUCCUGCCGAAAUUUGAGGAAAGCAAGAGCAUCACGGAGAACCUGCUGUCCAGGGAGGAGUUUGAAAAGGUUGUCGCUAAAAGAAGCAGGAGCCAAUCGCCUGCAUCCUGACAGGAGCUAUCACCAUUGAAAGACUGCAAACAUGGAGGCACGAUAAACUCUGAAAUAACUGUGCCUUUUUUGGUUUUCCAGUGCUCACACUGUAUAGUGUUUAGUUGAACUGUUUUAGUUAUUUUCACAGGCCAGUGGUUUAAGAAAAAAUAGUUUAUUUUUUUCACUUUCUUUCGAUCAUGAAGCGAAUAAAUGGUCCAAAACUAUAGCUAUGAUUUCCUCAGGUGACACGGCUACAGCAUCCUUUACAGCUCUCCAUCAGUGUCUGCGCGUCACGUACCGUUGCCCACAUCAGUCGACACAUUUCGCAUCUCCUUGACUCUUAUGUUAUCAUCCUUCUUUUCCAUAAUGAUCCAUCAGGUGUUGACUGAACAAAACAGCCUCAGGGAUGAGGACAGAUUUACAUCCACACUACUUUACAAACGUUUGGCAACAUCUCAGAUUCACAACAGGCUCCUAUGUGAUAUAGGUUAUUACAGUGGUUCCACAAAUUCAGGAUACUGUUUAGCCCUUGAAUUCUGAAAAUAAAAUCUUGCACUUCGUUUUGUGUUUAAGCUUAAAACGUCAUUCAUGUGGUGGUGUGAGCGCAACAACGCAUCCUUAGUAGUGUGGAUCGAGAUCACGUUUCUAAAAGGGUCACAGCGCCCCCGUGAGGGCGAUAAGAUUUGGCAUGAUGCUAGCGUUCUUUCACCAACAUGGCACAGAGUCAGGAACAUGCAGACAGCAGAUAUAUCAAAUGAGACCACGUGUUCUGCAGAUCACGGACAGGAAGCAGCAAGGCGGCGGACAAUAUACAGUGUUGACGCUACAAGCUGGUGGUGACCAUGCACAGUGAGAUAUGGUGGUUAUUCACGUGGGGGGCUACAUGGUGUCAGUUACACAGCAACACAAACAAAACACCAAGUCCACACUUGUACGACUGGUGCGGCUUCAUAGCUAGAGUCAGGUGGGGGUGGUGCGCCGCACUGACGGAGGGUGUUCAUUGGCUGAUUGUCUCGUGGACUGUGGCGAGUCUCCUCUGAGGGAGCAGCUGUCUGACAUCCUGCUCUGGUGGUGGCUACAUGGCGGUUCGGGAGGUGUUUCCUGGAUC